AUGUCGGACUCAUCGGACGAUGAUUUGGUUUUGUUAGAAAAUGUUUAUUUAAAAAUGCGAAAAACAGCUAUACAUCCUAUAAAUAGAGAAAGGAAACGUUUCGGAGAAUACCAUCAUUUAUUUGUAAAAAAAAUUAAAUUUGAUGAACAAAGAUUUUAUACAUAUACAAGAAUGAUUCAAGAAACAUUUUAUUACAUUUUGGAUUUAGUGAAAAACCGUUUGAUGAAAAAUUGGGGCAAUUGGCAUAAACAACCAAUUCUUCCAGAAGAAAGACUUGUUGUCACCAUUCGGGCACAGGUCUUCCCUAUAGAGCGAAUAGGGAGAUUGGGCCAUGACAUGACCUACCACGCGGGCUCAGUGGAAAUAGGCGCGGAUUGGUGGGUUCUAACGACUGUAGAUGCAGCAGGGACCAACGGCUUAAAGUGCCUUCCGAAACACGGAGGAGCUCGAGAUACCAUACAAAUCCCACAAAAUAUGCUGUUCGGAGUCCUGACAUGUUUGGUGUUGGUUCUUGGUUGCGUCUGCGCAGCGCCUACAGAUGAAACAGUCGAUACUGCCAAUGUAGUAUCUACUAAAGAUCAACAAAACAAUGACUUAAAUGCCGACGCUAGUACAUAUCACGGAGGAUACCCCGGUCGCAACUACGUUACCCACGGCGUAGUUGGUGUUGUUGGUUACGGUUACUUGGACGACAAACACACCCCAUAUCACGGUCACGGCGGUACUUACGAUUACAGCGGAUAUGACAGAGGGGGUUACGAAGAUUACGACGGUUACGGUGGCUACACAGGAGGCUAUAAAGGAUACGGAGGAGGUUAUAAGGGAUACGGAGGAGGCUAUAAGGGUUACGGCGGAGGCUACAAAGGUUACGGCGGAGGCUAUUCUGGAUAUGACCAAGGCGGAUACGGGGUGAAUUCGCUCUAUGGUAACGGCGGCUAUGGAGGUUACGGAGGCAACGGCGGCUAUGGAGGCUACGGAGGCAACGGCGGACAUCAUUCGUACUACGGUUACAACAGUCCUACAUAUGAGGGCGGAUACCAUCUUGGCUAUGGAUAUUAUGGCAAGAACAGAGGUCACGGCAAUAUUUACCACAGCGGUAUUACGCCCAGCCUUGUCACAGGUUACAGAGGAUACUCUAGGCGAUAA
Messenger RNA from Chilo suppressalis (striped riceborer), 1146 nucleotides. NCBI's taxonomy places the organism in Eukaryota, Metazoa, Arthropoda, Insecta, Lepidoptera, Crambidae. The record is from the annotation of a GenBank genome assembly.